UGCGAAUGGGGAACUGUACGGAUCCUUCCGAUUUUCACCUUGCCGCAAUUCCCCUCUGCAAAACCCUAGAGUAAAAUUAGAGGAAAACCCAAAUCCUGUUUCUCUUCCUUUAAGAAAACCCUAAUUUCUCUGACCCUUUUAAAAACCCCACCACUGUAACAGCUCCUAUAAACCCUAAAACCCUGUUUUCGAGCUUCUGGGCUUUUGGGUAUUCCCAAGUUAGGAAAUUUUCGCAUUCAAGUUUUAACCUUUGUGGGUUUUGGUUUUUGUGUUUGUGUUAUGUGAAUGGCUGCAGGGACAAUCGGAGGUGAAGAUUCGAGGGAGAAGAUAAGAGGGGCAGAGAGUAACAAGAACAAGGUCUACACAAGGAAAGACCAGAACAAACCCAGAAAUCCCAUCAGACAAACACUAGCUAGUACCACUAAUACUGAUGACAACACCUCCUCUCAGCCUCACCAGGCCAUUGAUAUGGUGGAGUCGGAUGAUUCUUCGAGCCUCAAUCUGGCGGAGCCUGGUGCACAGAAUGUCAGUCAUGAAAACGGGACAUCUGGGUACGUUAAAUAUGAUAACCUUGCUAAGAUAAGCUUGAAUUUCAUCACAAAGAGUGAGGCUAGGGGUAUAAAGAGGAAACUAGUGAGUGAGCUUGAUCAGGUUAGGACUUUAAUGAAGAAACUUGAAGCUAAAGAGGUUCAGUUUAGUAGUGGGUAUACCCGUUCACAGUUCUCGGCAAAUGAGAUUGUUGAUAGGGCUGGAAGUUUAGUGAGGGUGAAUUCUGAGGUUGGUUCUGUUGGGUUGCCAAAUUCGCGCCCUUUUUGUGGAAAUUCUGUGUCUGUAGCAGAUAACAUGACUAUUCAUGGUACUCAUGGUGUUGAUGUUGUUGGUAGUAGUGGUGAGUUUGUGGAUAGAGAGACGAGAACUCCAAAGACAAAUCAGCAUUAUAAGAAUUCAAAUUUUUCACUGGGAAAGCAGAAGUCUAUGCCUACUGAUAGUAACAAGAAGUUGAAACCAAAUGUAGGAAAGAACAAUGGGAGUGGAAUGGGUGGUGAAUCUGGGCCAGAUAGAUUUCCCAGUCAGUUGUUUAAAAGAUGUAGUAAUUUAUUAGGGAGGUUAAUGAAGCACAAAUUUGGUUGGGUUUUUAAUGCUCCGGUGGAUGUUCAGGGGCUUGGCUUGCGUGAUUAUAAUUCAAUUAUUAAGCAUCCAAUGGAUUUGGGCACAGUGAAGACUAGGUUGAACAAUCACUGGUAUAAGUCACCUAGGGAUUUUGCAGUGGAUGUUAGACUAGCAUUUAGUAAUGCAAUGUUGUAUAAUACAAAGGGCCAGGAUGUGCAUUUUAUGGCAGAAACAUUAUCAAAGAUAUUUGAAGAGAGUUGGGCACCUAUAGAGGCUGAGUAUAAUCCCAAUUCGAGGAAAUUCCCUGCACCUUCUUCAGCUCCAGCUCCUACUACUCCUGCUCCUCCACCUCUAGAAACUAGGAGUUUGGAGAGAUCAGAGUCUACAACGAUGCCUGUUGAUCCCACGUCAAGAUCCAUGAAUUUAGCUCCUACAGGUAGGACUCCAGCACCAAAGAAGCCAAAGGCAAAGGACCCUGACAAGAGGGAUAUGACUUAUGAGGAGAAGCAGAGACUGAGCAUAAGCCUUCGGAAUUUGCCUUCAGAUAAAAUAGAUGGCGUUGUCCAGAUUAUUAAGAAGAGAAAUCCAGCACUUUUCCAGCAGGAAGAUGAGAUUGAGAUGGACAUUGACUGUGUUGACCCAGAAACACUCUGGAAGCUUGACAGAUUUGUGACCAAUUAUAAGAAGAGUCUGAGCAAAAUCAAGAGAAAAGCUGAACUUGCUCUGAAAGACAAUGCUGAACCCGACAGCAAUAUUCAUCUGGCUAAUCCAAGACCACCUGCUGCAGAGGCACCAAAAGCAGCUGAAGCUGUUGAGAGGAAGAGGAUUGUUUCCUCAUCAUCUCCUGUUCAUGGAGAAAAGCAAGGCAAUAUCACAAGUGCAUCAAGUAGUUCAAGCGGCUCCAGUACUGAUUCUGGAUCCUCAUCGACUGACUCUGACAGUGAUAGUUCCUCUGGAUAAUGUUUGUGAUUCACCUGGGAUUUUGAUGGGACUUAACUGAGGUCUAUCUUGGGAUGAAAUGAUUCCAAAUUCGCGGACACUUGAGCUUUGCUAACCAGAAUGGAGGCGUGUUGAACUUAUUGGUAUUGGUAUAAUCUAAUUGGUAUCAUCUAACAAUCAAACUGUAACAUACAGGUUACACUCGUCCUUUUGCUACAAUUGUUCCAUGUUGAUAGCCACCACCCAUUUUUGCUUUACAAAUGCCUUCUUCCACCUUUUCCUUAAAAUGGGAUCGCAGGAAUUAUGGCAUAUGCUUUCUUUUCCCUUUAUUCCUUUACAAAUUUCAGUUAAU
Molecule: messenger RNA, 2401 nt
Organism: Rubroshorea leprosula
Lineage: Eukaryota; Viridiplantae; Streptophyta; Magnoliopsida; Malvales; Dipterocarpaceae
Source: the annotation of a GenBank genome assembly